Eimeria tenella is the source of this 945-nucleotide messenger RNA. RefSeq lists its product as uncharacterized. Lineage: Eukaryota; Apicomplexa; Conoidasida; Eucoccidiorida; Eimeriidae. The record is from RefSeq and is a predicted model, not a curated record. The coding region runs from base 1 to 945 and encodes 314 amino acids. Gene Ontology annotation, molecular function: ice binding. The transcript has 2 exons.
AUGGGCGCAGGGGGCCCCCGAGGCCCCGGGGGCCCCCCGGGGCCCCCUGAGUGGCCCCCGGAAGAGGACCCUUUCAACGUGGCCGUCAUCCUGGGGGCCCCUGGGUCUUCAUGGUCUCUGGGGGCCCCCUUAGGCCCCUUUUGGGGAAAAAAGGAGCUUCUGCUGCAGCUGCAGGGGGGCAAAGGGGAGAAAACGAGAAAGCAGCAGCAGCCGAAGGCAGUUUGUUAUCAACCUUACGGAAGCAGCAGCAGCAGCGGCGGCAGCAGCAGCAGCAGCAGCGGCAGCAGCAGCAGCAACGGCAGCAUCAGCAGCAAAAGCGUUUGCACCUGCUGCAGCACAGCUUCGACAACUCACCAGAGCAAGCGGCUCAAGAAGCCCUUAGAACGGACACCGUUGCCAGCAGCAGCAGCAGCAGCAGCCGCAGCAGCAGCCGCAGCAGUAGCCGCAGGAGCAGCCGCAGCAGCAGCAACAACAGCCGCAGCAGCAACAGCAGCAACAACAACAACAGCAUCUGCCGCAGCAGCAGCAGAAACCGCAGCAGCAGCAGCAGCAGGAGCAGCCGCAGCAGCAGCAGCAGCAGCAGCAGCAGCAACCGCCGCAGCAUCAUUGGCAGCAACUCUACUCUGUCAAACGGGGGCCACGUCACAUACUUGGCUUGUGGGGCCCUCUAGAGGCAUCAGCCCUUCAGGACUCCUGGUUUGUAGAUCUGGGAAGCAGCAGCAGCAGCAGCAGGAGCAACAGCAGCAGCAACAGCAACAGCAACAGGGAACACUGCAGCGCGAGCUACUUCAGCAGCAGCUGCUGCUGAUGCUGCUGCGCGCCGCGCUGCUAUCGCCGUCUCCUCAGCCGCAAAGGCGACGCCGGAAGCAGCAGCAGCAGCAGCAGCGGAAGCAGCAACGGGAGCAGCAGCAGCAGCGCCACUGGCAUUACACAGAUAAAUACUAG